Messenger RNA from Ogataea philodendri, 1249 nucleotides. RefSeq lists its product as uncharacterized. Gene Ontology annotation, molecular function: nicotinate-nucleotide adenylyltransferase activity; nicotinamide-nucleotide adenylyltransferase activity. The transcript has a single exon. The annotation marks the transcript as partial. The record is from RefSeq and is a predicted model, not a curated record. Gene Ontology annotation, biological process: NAD+ biosynthetic process. NCBI's taxonomy places the organism in Eukaryota, Fungi, Ascomycota, Pichiomycetes, Pichiales, Pichiaceae.
CACCGUAUUUGCCUUGUUUACUGCCAUGGACCCGACUCAGGACCCCAAUUUCCGGCCGCCCUCCACCAAUCCACCGGUCGAGCCAACUGUUUCGUCCAAACUGAUCCCAAACAGACAGCCCAUCCAGCCCUAUGUUCUAGCAGACUAUCUAGAGCCAAUUGAUCAGCCUAUCCAACACAAAUCCCAAACAAACGGGUCAGUCUCAAACCCAAGGGCGAAUUUCACUGUCGAUACUCCACGGUCGGCGUCUCCCAACUCCAUCAAGCACAAGAUCCCAAAAUCUAGAACCGAGCUGCAUCCGUUCAGCUCAAGCGAGGAGGAAGAUGACACCCAGGGCCUUGACGAAGGAGCCCACCCGCCGCUCGAGUUCAGAGACUACUCAACCGUUGAUAUCCCAAGAGUCCAUUCGUUCCAGAUCGCCGAUUUGGAGGAGGUUCCGCACGGAAUCCAAAGACAAUCCAAGAACUUGAACGAUUACAAGUUCCCGACCCAUCGCUUAAAAACACGGCUGUCCGACCCCAACAAGUUUCCCUUGGUGAUUGUGGCCUGCGGCUCGUUUUCCCCAAUCACAUAUUUGCAUCUGCGGAUGUUCGAGAUGGCCAUCGAUGCCAUCAGAGAGUACACUCGCUUUGAGGUCAUUGGUGGUUAUUACUCGCCGGUCUCGGACAACUACAAGAAACCAGGCCUUGCACCGUCCCACCACCGUGUUCGAAUGUGCGAGCUCGGCUGCGAGAGAACCUCCUCGUGGCUCAUGGUGGACGCUUGGGAGUCGCUGCAACCAAAGUACACCCGCACGGCUUUGGUUCUGGAUCAUUUCAACGAGGAAAUCAACAUCAAGCGCGGCGGCGUGUUCAAGUACAACAGCAACACAGAGAAAAUGGGCGUCAAGAUCAUGCUGCUUGCCGGAGGCGAUCUCAUAGAGUCCAUGGGCGAGCCUAACGUGUGGGCGGAUCAGGAUCUGCACCAUAUCCUCGGCAACUAUGGCUGUCUGAUCGUGGAAAGAACCGGCUCGGACGUCAGAUCGUUCUUGCUCAGUCAUGAUAUCAUGUACGAGCAUCGCAAGAACAUUUUGGUUAUCAAACAGCUCAUCUACAACGACAUCAGCUCCACCAAGGUGCGACUGUUUCUCCGAAGAAACAUGAGCGUGCAAUACUUGCUUCCGAACUCGGUGAUCCGCUACAUCCAGGAACACAAGUUGUAUGUGAACGACAGCGAGCCUGUGAAGCAGGUUUUAGAUCCUCAGGACUAG